Messenger RNA from Oenanthe melanoleuca, 1953 nucleotides. RefSeq names its product Rho guanine nucleotide exchange factor 1 (gene ARHGEF1). The annotation marks the transcript as partial. The transcript has 20 exons. Gene Ontology annotation, cellular component: cytoplasm. Gene Ontology annotation, biological process: G protein-coupled receptor signaling pathway. NCBI's taxonomy places the organism in Eukaryota, Metazoa, Chordata, Aves, Passeriformes, Muscicapidae. The record is from RefSeq and is a predicted model, not a curated record. Gene Ontology annotation, molecular function: guanyl-nucleotide exchange factor activity; G protein-coupled receptor binding.
GGCCCCCCCCAUUUCCUGGAGCGUUUCUCAGCGCGGAAACAGGACGGGCCCCCCCGCGGAGGAUGGAGCCGGAGGAGGGGCUUAACGUGCCCCCCACGGCGGGUGCCCGCGGCCCCGCGGCCGCCGCCAUCAUCGGCGCCGAGGACGAGGACUUCGAGAACGACAUCGAGCCCACCCCCGAGGAGCAGAGCAGCCAGUUCCAGAGCCUGGAGCUGCUGCGGCAGCACCCGCUGUCCCUCAUGGCCUUCCUGCAGCACGUCGUGCUCCAGUUCGACUCCUGCCCCGUGCUGUGCUACCUGCACGUGGACAUGAUGAGGAGGAUGAACCCCAAGGAGAGCAGGAAGCAGUUCCUGGAGUUCUGCCACCUGUUCCUGGACAAGGCAGGGCUGCUGCGGGUGCCCAUCCCACACCACGUCCAGUUUGAGCUGGAGCGCAGCCGGCCGGAGCUGCUGUCCGAGGAGAGCCAGCGGCGCUUCCUGCAGGACAUCCAGAGCUUCCAGGAGCCCGAGGUCAGCCGGCAGCUGGAGGACUUCAGGUCCAAGCGGCUGAUGGGGAUGACCCCGGGCGAGCAGGAGCUCUCCGAGCUGGAGCUGAGCCGGGCCCGGGACCCCGCGGGCAGCGAGAACCGGGAGCGGCAGCUGGCGGAGCAGCUGCUGGCGCGGCUGGAGGACAUGCACCUCACCAUCUCUUCUGAUGAAGAAAAAAGCUCUGUCAUCUUCGGAGCCAUCGUCACCUACAUGAGAUUCCUGGGGGUCAGGAGCAAGGGGGGCGAGGGCAAGAGGCACAGGGGCAACUUCUUCAGGAAGAAGGUCUCCGGGAAGGAGCCGCCGCCCGCCAAGGCCCGCAGGGGGUUCAUCCUGCCGGGGGCGGCGCUGUGGGGGCGCGACCCGCACGGAGCCGAGUUGAGGCAAAGCAAAGGGCCCGAGGGAGAAGCCGAGAAGCCCCCUCCCCCCGAGCGGAGGGGCCCGCGGGGGGCCGAGCGCAGUGAGGGGGGGCUCCCCGCGCCCCCCGCGGGGGGGGGGGCUCAGCCGGGACCCCCGACCCCCCCCCCCGCGGCCCCCCCGGGCGGGGACAGCGCCGAGCCCGAGCCAGGGACAGACCCCCCGGGACCCCCGGAAUUGGGGGAGCCCCCCCCGGAAGCCCCCCCCGGGGAGCAGCAGGCGGUGGAGGAGGGGGCGGAGAGCGACAGGAUUUUGGGGCGCUCCGAGAGCCUGCGGGGCCCCGAGCGACGCCGCUCCCAAAAAAUGGGCGGGGGGCGCCUGGCCCCGCCCCCACCCCGCUCCCGCAGCAGCGCCGACCUGCGGGGACCCCCCCCCACCCCCGAGCCGGGGGUCCCCGGGGGGGCUGUGCCGCCCUUUGUGCCCCGGCAGCCCGAGGAGCCGGAGCUGGAGCAGGAGCCGCCGGCCUGGCGGGAGCUGGCGGCCCCCGAGGCGCUGCUGGGGCUGCCCCAGCGCGAGGUGCGGCGCCAGGAGGUCAUCAACGAGCUGUUCCUGACGGAGCACGCCCACGUGCGCAUGCUGCGCGUGCUGCUCGAGCUCUUCUACCAGCCCAUGCUGCGCGAGGGUUUCUUCGACGAGCAGGAGCUCUCCAACAUCUUCCCCAGCCUGGAGGACCUGGUGGAAGUUCACACCGUGUUCCUCGACAGCCUCAAGAGGCGGCGGGAGGAGAGCGGCUUCGUCAUCGGCGAGAUCGGGGACGUGCUGCUGGCCAGGUUCGAGGGCACCGAGGGCAGCUGGUUCCAGAAGAUCUCGGCGCGGUUCUGCAGCCGCCAGAGCUUCGCCCUGGAGCAGCUCAAGGCCAAGCAGAGGAAGGACGCCCGCUUCAGCCAGUUCAUACAGGAGGCCGAGAGCCGUCCCCGCUGCCGGCGGCUGCAGCUCAAGGACAUCAUCCCCACCGAGAUGCAGCGGCUGACAAAGUACCCCCUGCUGCUGCACAGCGUCACCAAGUGCACAG